Messenger RNA from Arachis duranensis, 1327 nucleotides. Its product is annotated as B3 domain-containing protein At3g18960. The transcript is spliced from 2 exons. The record is from RefSeq and is a predicted model, not a curated record. Lineage: Eukaryota; Viridiplantae; Streptophyta; Magnoliopsida; Fabales; Fabaceae. The coding region runs from base 488 to 1033 and encodes 181 amino acids. Gene Ontology annotation, molecular function: DNA binding.
UUUUCUUAUUUUAUCAAAUAAAAUUUUUAAAAAUUAGAGAGGUUAAGAAUUUUUUAAAAAUAAUUUUUAAGUCUUUUUUACACUUAAGAACCUUAUUAAUACAUUAAAGAUAAAACCAUUUUUAAGUACUACCACUAGAAUUUUAAUCCUCUAUAAUUAAGAGUUUAAAUAUAGUUUUUGAUUUAUCAUUUCUGGUUACACGGUGUGUGUUGUUUUUUUCUCAUUGUUUUGUGUGUGUAUAUAUAUAACUGCUUAUAUAAGUAGCGAGUUCGUCAUGUAUCUAGUAUUACAUUUGACGACAGUUCUUCUUGGUAUUGCAUUGAGUACUUUCAUGAGAGUAGAGACAACUCAUUGAGGGUAAAAUGGUAAUUUCAUCAUCCACCUCCUCUUAAAUACUCUUCUGUUGCUGUCAUCUUCUUUAGCUUUUUCAAUUAACUUGUUUUCUUACCGGAGACUGUGACUGUGUCUGUGAACAAGAAGAACAUCCAUGGCUUCCUCUAUUUCCUCUGAUAUCCGUUUUUUCAAGAUUGGUCUCAGAAAAAGCCUUGAAGAUGGAAACCUUAAGUUACCAAAAAAGUUCAGUAAGAAAUAUGGUGAUGGUGUUCCAAAUCCAGUGUAUCUGAAGCCUCCAGAUGGCACUGCAUGGAAGAUAGAUUGGUCUUUGUAUGACGGUGUGAUUCAAUUUGAAAAUGGUUGGAACGAAUUUGCUUCAUAUUACUCUUUGGAUAAUGGCCAUCUGCUGUGUUUUGCGUACAAUGAAACUUCUAACAUUGAAGUACAAAUUUUUGACAUCAUUGAUGGCUUUGAAAUAAAGUAUCCUUCCUUGGAUCACAUCGGCGAUGACAAUUCGAUUGAGAUCUUGAAUGAACUGCCGCCACGAGGCUGGCCGAGCAUAAAACUGAAAGCAGCAGCAGAAGUAUCAUCUCCGUCUACAAGUAAAAUAUUGAGGAGUUCUGUCAAAACUGGAGAUGUAGAAAAGGGCCCUGAUAAACAAAACUGGAUGCAGUGUUGCAAGAAUGAAGAAGCUAGUUAAUCUGAAGAGACAGGUCUUAAGAUGACAAUAAUUCAAAGUGCCAGAGUUGAUCCUGAUAGUAUGUAAUUUCAUGAUCAAUUCAUCCUUUUAUUUUCGUAGAUUCUAAUGUAAUCCUUUGUGGCUAAAAUGCAUAAAUCAUAGUUACAAAUUCACCAAAUAUGUAUCGUACGCAUAUUGCAUGCGUACCAUACCAGACCGUAUUGCAUUUCAUGUAACUAUGCAAUAAAUAUCUUAUUGUUCUUAGGCUGUGUUCAAAUUUUGUUCAAAUGAAUAAAAGUUACUGUGUUGUUUGAA